ACGUCACGGUCUACGCGCUAAGGCAACAACAAUACACGAGAAAGCGACAUACUGUAGGCAGUUUAUAACACACGGUUUUCUCCACACUGUGCGUUUUUGUCAGUUUCAGAAUCUCUCUCCACCCUUCAGCCACUAACCAUGUCAGGCUCGUCGACUCCAGAGGACGCGUUGUACGGCUCGUGGGUGGAGCUGGAGGAGCUAAUAUCAGCAGUGAGCAGCAGGGAUAGUCUGACAGGGCAACAACAGGACACAGCCUCCUGGGCCCUGCAGGGGGAGCUAGAGAGGAUCCUGCUGGAGGCACAGCUUGAGUGUGAGAGGAGUAAAGACAGUCCUCCCCUGGUGGUGACUCCUCCGCAGACCACUGCUUCCCCUCCCCACAGUGAAGGCAGCAACAGUACAGACUGUGUUACCAUACAGGUGGAAAAGGGCUGUGUGGACUACAAUAAAGAUGGAGUCAUCUGUGGAUCUGUUGGGGAGUACGAAGAAGAAGGGGAGAGGAGGCUCAUUUCCGAGUGGGUAUGGGACUGGUCCAGCCGGCCCGAGAACCUUCCACCAAAGGAGUUUGUGUUCCAGCACCCGAAGCAGCAGUCGGGCUCUCUGAGCGUAAGGAAGAGUGAGGUGAUGAAAAGAGGCCUGUUCUCCUCUGACGUCCUCAUGAUCCUCAUCCCCUCACUGCUUGCAUCGCACCUGCUCACACUGGGAGUAGGGAUCUACAUAGGGAAGCGAUUGGCUGCCUCCACAACUAGCACUCUGUGACGUGCUUCCGGGCAGCGCUCCCAUUCGCUGGCGGCAGACCAAUAGGAUCUCAGCCCUCGCCACAGUACACUUGUUGCCCUUUCUCCCUGUCAUGCGGCAACUUUCUUUACCAAUGUCUCUCUGUAUGUCUGUCUGUCUGUCUGUCUGUCUGUCUGUCUGUCUGUCUGUCUGUCCACCAUCCACCAGAACUUUGUGUCUGUCCGUCAGUCACCCAGCAUCUCUGAAUCUGUGAUUGUCCCAGGGCCAGAGCGUGUCUGUUUGUGUGUUUGUCUCUCUCUCUCUGUGUGUGUGUGUGUGUGUGUGUGUGUGUGUGUUAGGGCAGGACAGUUGAUACUCUACGGACAUUUUGUCAAUGACUCAGACUGAGGUCACUUUUACUCUCCCAGCAGAGUAACACUGAUCUCAAUUAACUAACAGAAAGAAACGAGUGAUAAGAUCGAGAGAGAAAAGAGAGAGGAAGAAAGAGAAUAACACCCAGAUAAAUCCCCAUUGAAGGUGUUAGCAGAUUGUUGAAGAAAUGGGGUAUAUAGCCCAAUGCUUUCCCAAAUAAAAACCAGAAUCUAAUCCUGGUGAAAGAAAGUAUAUGGCAGUAUAUACAGGCAGUAUAUGCCUAUAUAACUCUGGUCACCAAUAUUAUGUGUCAGACAUGCCAGAACUGUGAUGAGCCCAGGUGAUUUGUAUUAGGUUUGAGGAAUGGCUUGUUUAAUGUUCUUUGUGGUUUAUGACCACAAAAGUGGCGCUCUGGUUUUGCACUUUGUCCUAUAUAACCAUCUGACUGUUUGAACUCUUUGAAUGACUAUAACCCCAUUAAACUUCAUUUGUCACCCGUG
Oncorhynchus tshawytscha (Chinook salmon) is the source of this 1586-nucleotide messenger RNA. RefSeq names its product BCL2/adenovirus E1B 19 kDa protein-interacting protein 3-like. Gene Ontology annotation, biological process: positive regulation of apoptotic process; mitochondrial outer membrane permeabilization. The transcript has 7 exons. Gene Ontology annotation, cellular component: mitochondrial envelope; mitochondrial outer membrane; nucleus. The record is from RefSeq and is a predicted model, not a curated record. NCBI's taxonomy places the organism in Eukaryota, Metazoa, Chordata, Actinopteri, Salmoniformes, Salmonidae. Bases 139 to 756 code for a protein of 205 amino acids.